Messenger RNA from Lactuca saligna, 564 nucleotides. The record is from the annotation of a GenBank genome assembly. Lineage: Eukaryota; Viridiplantae; Streptophyta; Magnoliopsida; Asterales; Asteraceae.
AUGGUCAGGCGAAAAGCAUCAGAAUCCCCUUUAGCUAUCUACUGUUGGUUCGUUCAAGUUCUGAUAGUUUUAAGCAUGGUGGCAGUCGUGAUUUGGCUAAUCACAAAACCACGAAACCCUAUAUUUACCAUCACCGCCAUCCAAAUUCCAAAAUCCGGCAACCGGAGCCUCACAAACGAAACCCUUCGAAACAAUUCAGUCAAUCUAGACCUCGAGAUCACGAAUCCCAACAGUGGCAUUACAGUUUGUUAUAUUUUGAUUGAUGUGAAGUUAUACAAUGAUGGUGUUCUUUGUGGGAGUAAGUCGCUGGGUUCUUUUUGUCAAAGGCAAAGGAAGACUGUGACGCAGGAGGUUUUGAUUGAUGCUGACCGAGAAUUCCGGGCAGGAAACGCCGGCGGUGGUGCACGGUUGAGGGUGAGGGUGGAGACUAUGCUUAAAUAUCAUAGUAUUUUAAGCUGGAAAAUGAAGAUUCAUCAUUUGGGUUUUGAGGGAUUUGUGAGAAUUGGUAACGAAGGGAAUCUUACUGAGAAUGUAUAUCUACACAAGAUACCUUUGACGCAUUGA